Messenger RNA from Symbiodinium sp. CCMP2456, 1395 nucleotides. Lineage: Eukaryota; Dinophyceae; Suessiales; Symbiodiniaceae. The record is from the annotation of a GenBank genome assembly.
AUGCUCUCCUUUGAGGUCUGGAAGGAUCCGAAGAAUCCGGGCAACGGCUGCUUGUACUGCACAUCGGAUAACGCCGGAGGCCUGGGGCGCAAAGUCACCGAUGGCGAGGCGAUACGGAAGUUCACGGAGCUCAAGGACCAAAUGCCUCAGUUCCGGGCCCACUUGGAGCUGCAACCGCCGGUUCCUUUGUACCUGGCCCGGCUAAGUUUGGCGAAUCACGAGCUCGGUGACCGCGCGGUCCGUCAGCUGGUCGAGGCACUAUUGUCCGGCACGACGCUGGUGGAGGUGUUGGAGCUGUACAAGAACCGACUAGGCGAUGCCUCGGCGCAAGCGCUUGCUGUGCUGCUGGAGAAUUCCCCAAAGCCUGGAGUUCACGGGUUCCACCUGUCCCAUAACUACUUCACACCUUUGGGCGUGGGCUUGCUGCUGGCUUCUGCAACCCGCAGCAACUUUUACCCGGCAUGGCGAAAGUGGCGUGGUCGCAGCUUCCUUUGCCCACUCUGGUUAAGAGUUGAACAACAAUUGGUGAAGUGGGAUGUGUUAAACGGCCUGGAAGAAACGGAGCAGAAGCAAAGGGCAGAUCUUCUAUUGGCAGAGAAAGCCGCCACCCUCACCAAACGCUGCCAGGCAAGCGGACGGCUUCUGCCAGAGUCGUUGCCCGAGGAUUUCAGGUUGCUUUGCAUGCCCGAGGGCUUUGAUGAGUCAUCGGAGGAUUGGCCGGAACAUCUAGAUCGCAGGCCAAAGACCUGCUCCAAGUGGUAUUGCGCCCACAUCCAUGAGGAUGGCUGGCCGAUGGUUCACCUCCCGUAUUUCUGGUCCCAGAACUCCAAUCGCGCAACCGAUGUCUGUCCAGAGGUUGGUAGCCUGCACCGCUCGGACCCCACGUGGCGCUCCUGGCGGCCCAGGUUGCCCGUCAGCGUCCUUGGCCGAAUCCCUCUCAAGGGCCCUCCAUCGCCAGCGCCCGCGGCACUGGCGGCCGCUCCACAGGCUGCCCAACCCUUGACGGAUGGGGCCGAGGGUCGGCCGCCUGCGGAAGCCGCCAAGCAGGAAGCGAAGAGAGAGCCAGGUAAGCAAGGCAAGGAGCAUAAGAAGGCAAAGGAGCACAAGAGCAAGAAGUCCAAGGAGGACAAGGAGGCCAAGAGAGUGAAGAAGCAGAAGAAGGAGAAGAAGGACGGGCUCAAGCGCAGCGCGCGCAGCGCAGGCGCAGAGGGCCCGAAGCUCCGAUCCAAGAAGGAGAAGCCCAGCCCGAGCGAGGCGGAGGCCCCGGUAGUGGAGCCGCCGGAGGACGAGGAGCGGUCGGGGUCCGAUAGCCCCGAAAGCCCCGGAGCCGAAGAACUCGGGAAGUUCUCGAUGGAGCUGAACCGGGAACUCGAAAGGGAGAUCGACUUGGAGUAG